Messenger RNA from Zychaea mexicana, 1933 nucleotides. RefSeq lists its product as uncharacterized. Gene Ontology annotation, molecular function: zinc ion binding; DNA binding. The record is from RefSeq and is a predicted model, not a curated record. Lineage: Eukaryota; Fungi; Mucoromycota; Mucoromycetes; Mucorales; Lichtheimiaceae. Bases 197 to 1852 code for a protein of 551 amino acids. Gene Ontology annotation, biological process: DNA-templated transcription. The transcript is spliced from 5 exons. Gene Ontology annotation, cellular component: nucleus.
CAAAAGCCCGAGAUCUUUUGUUGACUGCAAUCGACACGCCGUGUUUGUCAAACGUUCAGGCUCUUAUUUUACUGACGCUGCAUGAAUAUGGCUGUGCAAGAGGUCCAAGGAGCUGGAUGUAUUCAGGAAUGGCAAUCAGGUAUACAUAUUUCGUGUAAAGUAGGAGAUAAAGAAAUGACGUGCUUAACUGGAUAUCAUGUGUAGAAUGGCGAUGGAACUCGGGUUGAACAAGGAACCUGAUUUGGAGGAAAACUCGGGCAAAAACAUGUCAACCAAUCGAUGGACUGAACAAGAAGUGCAGCGACGGGUGUUUUGGUCUGUUUUUAGCCUGGACAAAUUUUUGAGCGCGUCAACGGGCCGACCGGGCGUUUUACAGGAGGAAGAUUGUGAAGUAUUGUUACCGUCAGACGAAGACGGAUGGUCCAAAGGACAAUUCUACACCGAAACCGUGAAUGGCAAUCGUGUCGUAGUAUUCAAUGUGCGUGCUCUACAAGAUAGCAAUUUGCUUGGCAUCUCCACAGCCAUUGAUCCGCCUAUACCACCAGCUAACAACAAGGAUGACACCAACAACCGACUCGGUUCGCUUGCAGAAAUGAAUUAUGGUGCCUCGUUGUUGGGACGCGUGACGACCUUUAUCAACCGUGGCAGCAGCCGUGAGCGCAAAAUGUUCACCAGUCGAGGUCCUGAUCCAGAUUUUAUCAAGUUGGAUCAACAAAUUGAUGCUUGGUAUGAUCGGUUGCCAGCGGAUCUAAAGAAAGCACCGGCGGAUAUCGAACGGUAUCUGCAAGAACAUCCUAUGGAUGCAUGUCGUCAUUUGCUGAUUCGAGUCAUGUACAACACGUUGGUCAUCUUAUUGCACCGACCAGCACUUGCACUCAUGGAUACCAUGAAUUCAAACGUCGUUCAACAGAAUCUGAAAGACUUUUUCAACAAGAGCGCCGAGAAAUGUCUUGGUGCGGUUGACGUAGUGACUGAAAUCGUCAGUGCAAUUAAACAUGAUACACUCGUCGUUUCACCCUUCAUGACCUAUUUGACAUACACCGUGGCUACGAUUGUCGUGAACAAUGCGUUUUUUGCAAAACCAGAGGACGCGAAAAAGGCUCGAUCUGCUCUUACAGAACAUUUUGCCUUGUUACAGACCGUACGAUCUUAUUGGGCCAUGGCAGACAAACUGUAUUUCAUGAUUCGCGAUCUCUACGCUAUGCACAGCAAUUAUAUGCGACAAAAGCAAGCAUCUAUGAAGAAUACGCAAAACGAACAUUGGCAACAACAUCAACAACAACGUAUGGUAACAGCUGAAUCUUCAGUAAGGGAACAAUGGCCCACGAAUUUGCAACAAGGUGGUUGUAUUCAACAACAGCAAUCAUCAACGGCAGCGGUAGCAGUAGCAGCUGCUGCAACAGCAAUAGCAGAGCAACAACAACAACAACAACCAAUACCAGCACCGAAUCCUUUUUCAUCGUUUGACGUGACUCAAAUGGAAGAUAUGCCUUUACGCGGCAUGUCAUUGGCUGAUUUAGCAUUAUCAACCAGUGAUGGCGCAUCACGGACCAACUGGCUCUUGGGUGGCGACAAUUCAAAGAACCUUGCUGCAUCGAUGCAAGCACUAGGUCGGAUACCAAAUCAAAACAUUUUUCAAGUGAGUCCCAACCACCAGACAACGACCCCUCCUUUUCCUACUACAACAUCGGCUGAGCAUGAGCAUCAGCCUUGGCCGUAUGAUUUCUCUACGCCAGCCAUGCAACCACCGCAGCACCAGCACCAGCAACCUCCAUCAGUAGCAGCAGCAGCAGCAGCAGCAGCAGUACCACCAGUACAUGAUACGGCACCAAACAAUACCCGGCCUACUUGAACAAAAAUCUGUAAUCCUGCUGUAAAGUAAAAAGCCUAUCACGAUAGCAACACAUUUGAAAACAGAAUGUAUACACACAUU